Linnemannia hyalina is the source of this 1665-nucleotide messenger RNA. The record is from the annotation of a GenBank genome assembly. NCBI's taxonomy places the organism in Eukaryota, Fungi, Mortierellomycota, Mortierellomycetes, Mortierellales, Mortierellaceae.
AUGGCGACUCAAGCAUCGACCAACCCAGAGUCGCAAUCGUCCAAUGCGAUUGUGCGCGCCAUCCAUCGCCACUACAGUGACACGACAUAUGUCCGCUCUGAGCAGACCAUCGAGCGCGAAAAGUUCUUAAUCUUCAACAUCCCUUUCAACCGAUGGGCAAUGUUCCCAACGGCCUUCAUUUUCCAGGCCAUCUGCGGAUCUCUUUAUGCCUGGUCCGUCUUCAACGAUCCUAUUGACAGCUUUAUUUACGGUUCUGUCACCAACACCACCACCGGCAAGUCUACUCCAGCUGCUCACAAUGCCGCCGUGACCUUCUAUAUCGCCGUCGGAUGCUUUGGGCUGUCUGCUGCCUUGAAUGGACCUUGGCUCGAACGUCACGGCCCCAAGCUUGCUGCCAUUGUUGGAUCCAUCAUCUUCUUCCUCGGCAACAUGAUCGCCGCCAUCGGCAUUUACACCCGUAUCAUUGCCCUGCUCUAUUUUGGAUACGGUGUCCUUGGUGGAGCUGGUCUUGGUCUCUGUUACAUCUCUCCAGUCUCUGCUCUUCAAAAAUGGUUCCCUGAUCGUCGUGGUUUGGCUGCGGGUUUCGCUGUCUGUGGUUUUGGUGCCGGUUCCAUCAUCUUGGCCAAGAUUCCUCAGCCCUUGACCGCUGCCGUCGGUCUUCCUUUGACGUUUGUUGUUUUGGGAUGCGCCUACUUCGCUGCGAUGUUGAUCUGUGCCGUCGUCUUCCGUGUACCUCCUCCCGACUUCCAGGUCAACGGUAUGGACAUAUACCGCAACAAGGUCGACAAGAACGGCGACCCAGAGGCCAAUGCUUCGGAGAAGGCCGCCCAGGAUUACAAGGAUCCCAGUGCCAACAUGGUUCUGAGCGCAGCCAUCUUUUCCACAGAGUACCGCAUCAUGUACAUCAUGAUGCUUGGCAACUCGAUUGCAGGAUUGGUCUUCUUGUCUCGUCUCGCGAACAUCAUCAAAGAUAUUUUCGGCAAGGACGAGGCUACCGCAGCUACCAUUGUCGCCAUCAACGGAGGAUUUAACUUGGCCGGCCGCUUGUUCUUCUCGACUGUCUCUGACCGCUUAGGUCGCAAGAACUCGUUCUUUGUCAUGUUGUUGUCUCAGGUCAUCAUCCUUGCCUCGCUGCCAACGAUCAUGGAGAAGCGUGUCUACUGGGCUUUCUUGCUCGUCAUCUGGAUCUUGACAUCUUGCUACGGUGGUGGAUUCGGAUGCAUUCCCGCCUUCCUCUGCGACAUGUUUGGCCCUUCCAACAUUGGUGCUAUGCACGGCAUCAUCCUGACUGCCUGGUCCCUGGCUGGUGUUGGUGGAGGACUCCUGUUCACGGAGGUAUACAACCAUCUCCUGGCCAACGGAUAUACCGUCAAGGAUCCCAUGGUUUACUCUGCCAACUUGAACUGGAUCUUGGCUGUUGCGUGUGUUGGUUUCUUCUUCUUCUUAUUUGUUGGCACCAACGUCCGCGAUCGUCUACUUCCCAAGGCCAAGGGCGAGUUUGCGCGUCUGAGGGUCUUUGGCCGUUUGGCACGCAUAGGCUCGUUCGGUGUCCGUUUUGUGAGUAAGGCUGAUGAGGAUGCCGAGUGGGAGGCUUAUGUGGACAAGAGGCGCGCCGAGGACCAUGCCGGCCGCUCUGCUGCUGCUCCUGAAGUGGGCUCCUCCUAA